Messenger RNA from Mercurialis annua (annual mercury), 2673 nucleotides. RefSeq lists its product as uncharacterized. The transcript has a single exon. Lineage: Eukaryota; Viridiplantae; Streptophyta; Magnoliopsida; Malpighiales; Euphorbiaceae. The record is from RefSeq and is a predicted model, not a curated record. The coding region runs from base 70 to 2496 and encodes 808 amino acids.
UAAGCACUUGCAAAAUAUUUCUUUUCAUUGCUGCUUUCUUUUGCUAGCAAUUGCAAGGUCUUUCCAAAGAUGGUGUCAAUAUUAGGGCACCAUCUUAUGCUAUAUGUUUUUAUCAUUUUCAGCUUCAUAGUUAUCACUGUAGUAGCUGAAUCUGAUGGUCGACAAUUAAAUACUCACGGUAAAUCACCGCUACUACCAUCCACAACUCCUAACGAUAAUAGAUGGUUUUCAUUGUCAUCCCUAACGAUAAGAAGAUCACCACCGCCACCGCCUAGACUCAGACCGCCUCCGCCGCCGCCCAGACUCAAACCGCCGCCGCCGCCGCCCAGACUCAAACCGCCUCCGCCGCCGCCCAGACUCAGACCGCCUCCGCCGCCGCCCAGACUCAGACCGCCUCCGCCGCCGCCCAGACUCAGACCGCCGCCUCCGCCGCCCAGACUCAGACCGCCGCCUCCGCCGCCCAGACUCAGACCGCCGCCUCCGCCGCCCAGACUCAGACCGCCGCCUCCGCCGCCCAGACUCAGACCGCCGCCUCCGCCGCCAAGACUCAGACCGCCGCCUCCGUCGCCCAGACUCAGACUGCCUCCUCCGCCGCCCAGACUCAGACCGCCUCCGCCGCCGCCCAGACUCAGACCGCCUCCUCCGCUUCCCAAACUCAGACCGCCGCCUCCGCCAGCGCCAAAACUUCCACCAUCACCGCCGCCAAAAUCUCCUAUAUUACCACCAUCUUUGCCUCCAAAACGUACGCCUUCAUCAUCACCACUACCACCACCAGAAUCUCCGAUAUUACCACCAUCUUUACCACCAAAACGUCCACCUUUAUCGUCGCCUCCACCAUCUCCAAUAUCACCACCACCAAAAUAUCCACCAUCAUCACCACCAAAAUCUCCUACACUACCGCCGUCUUUACCGCCAAAACUUCCACCUUUGUCAUCACCGCCACCAUCCCCGGUAUCACCACCACCAAAAUAUUCGCCAUCAUCGCCGCCAAAACGUGCACCUAUGCCACCUCCAUCAUCUCCAGUGUCACCACCACCAAAAUCUCCACCACCAUCGUCGCCAAAAUCCCCUACAUUACCACCAUCUUUACCACCAAAACGGGCACCUUUGUCAUCACCUCCACCAUCUCCAGUAUCGCCGCAACCAAAAUUCCCACCACCAUCGCCGCCAAAGUCCCCUACAAUACCACCAUCUUUACCGCCGAAACGGGCACCUUUGUCAUCACCUCCACCAUCCCCAGUGUCGCCGCCACCAAAAUCCCCACCACCAUCGCCGCCAAAGUCCCCUACAAUACCACCAUAUUUACCGCCAAAACGGGCACCUUUGUCAUCACCUCCACCAUCCUCAGUGUCGCCGCCACCAAAAUCCCCACCACCAUCGCCGCCAAAGUCCCCUACAAUACCACCAUCUUUACCGCCGAAACGCUUACCUUUGUCAUCACCUCCACCAUCCCCAGUGUCGCCGCCACCAAAAUCCCAACCACCAUCGCCGCCAAAGUCCCCUACAAUACCACCAUCUUUACCGCCGAAACGGGCACCUUUGUCAUCACCUCCACCAUCCCCAAUGUCGCCGCCACCAAAAUCCCCACCAUCAUCGCCGCCAAAGUCCCCUACAAUACCACCAUAUUUACCGCCAAAACGCGCACCUUUGUCAUCACCUCCACCAUCCCCGGUGUCGCCGCCACCAAAAUCCCCACCAUCAUCGCCGCCAAAGUCCCCUACAAUACCACCAUACUUACCGCCAAAACGGGCACCUUUGUCAUCACCUUCACCAUCCCCAGUGUCGCAGCCACCAAAAUCCACACCAUCAUCGCCGCCAAAGUCCCCUACAAUACCACCAUAUUUACCACCAAAACGGGCACCUUUGUCAUCACCUCCACCAUCCCCAGUGUCGCCGCCACCAAAAUCCCCACCAUCAUCGCCGCCAAAAUCCCCUACAAUACCACCAUAUUUACCGCCAAAACGGGCACCUUUGUCAUCACCUCCACCAUCCCCAAUGUCACCACCACCAAAAUCCCCACCAGCAUCGCCACCAACGUCCCCUACAAUACCACCAUCUUUACCGCCAAAACGCCCACCUUUAUCGUCACCCCCACCUUCCCCAGUGUCGCCGCCACCAAAAUCCCCACCAUCAUCGCCCCCAAAAUAUCCUACAUUACCACCCUCUUUACCGCCAAAACGUCCACCUAUAUCAUCACCUUCACCAUCUCCAGUAUCACCACCAAUGAAAUCUCCACUGUCAUCACCGCCAAAAUCUCCUACAUCACCGCCAAAAUCCCCUACAUCAAUGCCACCACCACCAUUGAAAACUCCACCGUCAUCGCCCCCUCCUCCACCCUCUCCAUUUUUGCCAAUUCCAAUAAGAACACCGCCUCCUCCUCCACGCUUUCCAUUUUGGCCAUUUCCAAUAACAACACCACCUCCUCCUCCACGCUCUCCAUUUUGGCCAUUUCCUUUUCCAUUUCCUAAUAAUUCACCACCUCCACCAAAAACUUAAUAGAUAUUUCUAAGUAUUUUAUUGGAACCACUAGUGAUGAAUACAAGGCCUAACUUAUGACUAGCAAGACUAGAGAAUAAUAAUCAUAUGAAAUAUUUUAAAUAAAUGCACUAAUGUAUUCUGAUUGUAUUAAAAUAAUAUCACAGAAAUAAAAUAUUAUGUUUAUUUUACAAGUUA